Hansenula ciferrii is the source of this 468-nucleotide messenger RNA. RefSeq lists its product as uncharacterized. The transcript has a single exon. The coding region runs from base 1 to 468 and encodes 155 amino acids. The record is from RefSeq and is a predicted model, not a curated record. NCBI's taxonomy places the organism in Eukaryota, Fungi, Ascomycota, Saccharomycetes, Phaffomycetales, Wickerhamomycetaceae.
AUGUUAUUCAAAUUAGUCACAAUCUUCACCAUCUUUCAAUUAAUCACUGCUUCAAUUCCAGAUCCAAUCACUAAGAUCGCUCAUAAGGAAGGUGACAAAUAUGGUUCAGUUCAAAUCACUUAUCCUGCUGGUUCAUUAGGUGAAUAUGCCGGUACUUUAUUCUUUACAACUAUCUUGAAUGGUCCAGUUUGGACACAAUAUGAAUAUGUUUCAAAUGAUACAAAUACUGGGUUAAGUGAUAACUUAUCUCAAAGAUAUUAUACUAUUGAUAGUAAAGUUGAAUCUACAGGUGCCUGGUAUUAUCAUGGUGAUAGUGAAAAAGAUGUUACCUUAUCUUUAUAUUUUGCUUCAAAUAAAGAUAAUUAUGAAAAUUUUACUACAAAUUUCUUUGGUACUUAUGUUGAUCACCGUUUCAGAGGUACAACAAAUAAUCCAUUCAAUAGUACUGCUCGCUUUGAAUCAAGCUAA